CCCGAUCGCCUUAGGCUCAAGGGCUUAGGUCCCAGCCCACGGGGCCUGACCGCACCGCACUGAGCGGCCUCCGCGCCAGGUAAUGCACAAGGGUCACGUGUUUGCUCUCAAGAUGACCAGGCAGAUCCUGUCCUCAGGACCAGAAGCACGUCUCUGCUGCACACAUCGUUGUCUACACCGUGAGGAUUUAGUAGCAGGACUCCUGGAAAGCAGUGAUCUAUGCUCAAAGACCAUGAGUCACAGAUUCUUUUUUUCAGUACUAUUUAUGAUUAGCCAUAUUUAUAGGAACAUCCUGAAAGAUGGAACCAUGAUGAAAAAGUGAAGAUAAUCUACAUUCGGGGGCACAAAUGAGCAUUUGGAUCAGUUUUUUACGAACCUAAGAUACAGCCAGAGUAGUUAUGGUCAGUCAUGGAGAAUAACUUGAAAACUUGUCCCAAAGAGGACGGUGAUUUCGUUUCUGAUAAAAUAAAGUUUAAAAUAGAAGAGGAAGAUGAUGAUGGAACUCCUCCUGACAGCUUGGAAAGAAUGGACUUUAAAAGUGAGCAGGGGGACAUGAAGCAGGCGGGUAGCGGUGGGGAGCGAGCGGGCCUCGGCGGGACGGGCUGCAGCUGCAAGCCCCCAGGGAAGUACUUGUCUGCAGAGAGCGAGGACGACUAUGGCGCGCUGUUCUCCCAGUACAGCAGCACCCUCUACGACGUGGCCAUGGAGGCCGUGACCCAGAGCCUCCUUUCCAGCCGGAACAUGAGCUCCAGGAAGAAGUCUCCAGCCUGGAAGCAUUUUUUUAUCUCUCCCCGAGACAGCACUAAAGCAAUAUGCAUGUACUGCGUGAAAGAGUUCAGCAGAGGCAAAAACGAGAAAGACUUGAGUACCAGUUGUCUCAUGAGGCACGUGAGACGCGCACACCCGACCGUGCUCAUUCAGGAAAACGGCAGCGUGUCUGCCGUGUCCUCAUUCCCCUCUCCCUCACUCCUGCUUCCACCGCAGCCUGCGGACACGGGCGACCUCAGCACCAUCCUCUCACCCAUCAAACUUGUCCAGAAAGUGACGUCUAAGAUCCCGUCCCCCGAUCGAAUAACAGAGGAGUCUGUGUCUGUAGUUUCUUCUGAAGAAAUCUCCUCUGACAUGUCCGUUUCAGAGAAGUGCGGCAGAGAAGAAGCCCUGGUAGGGUCGUCUCCCCACCUCCCUGCUCUCCGUCACGAUGAGACUGCAGAGAACUUAGCGGAGAAGAGCCUUCCACUUCCAAAGAGCACCUCCGGGUCUAGGAGAAGGUCCGCUGUCUGGAAGCACUUCUACCUGUCACCACUGGACAACUCCAAAGCCGUCUGCAUUCACUGCAUGAACGAGUUCAGCCGGGGGAAGAACGGGAAGGACCUGGGCACAAGCUGCCUCAUCAGGCACAUGUGGAGAGCACACCGCGCCAUCGUGCUGCAGGAGAACGGGGGCACGGGCAUCCCGCCUCUGUACUCCACCCCUCCCACCCUGCUGCCUUCCCUGCUGCCACCAGAGGGGGAGCUCAGCUCUGUGUCGUCGUCUCCGGUAAAGCUGGUCAGAGAGUCCCCUUCGGCCUCCUCCUCCCCUGACAGGCUGACUGAGGACUUGCAGUCUCACUUGAACCCUGGAGAUGGGCUGAUGGAAGACGCGGCGGCCUUCUCAUCUUCCGACGACGUGGGGGAGGCCUCGGCGUCCUCUCCCGAGAAGCAGCAGGCUGACGGGCUGAGUCCUAGAUUGUUUGAAUCUGGCGCCGUCUUCCAGCAGAAUAAGAAGGUCAUGAAGAGGCUGAAGUCGGAGGUCUGGCAUCACUUCUCCCUGGCCCCCACGGACAGCCUCAAGGCCGAGUGUCGGUACUGCGGCUGCGCCAUCAGCCGGGGAAAGAAGGGUGACGUGGGCACCAGUUGCCUGAUGAGACAUCUCUACCGGCGCCACCCAGAAGUUGUUGGGAGCCAGAAGGGCUUUCUGGGUGCCAGUCUGGCAAACUCUCCGUAUGCCACUUUGGCCUCUGCAGAAAGUUCCUCUUCCAAACUGACUGACUUGCCAACAGUGGUCACAAAAAACAAUCAAGUUACGUUUCCUGUUAAUAGUAAAAAGACCUCAAAACUGUGGAAUCAUUUUUCUAUUUGCUCCGCAGACUCCACAAAAGUCGUGUGCUUGCACUGUGGCCGGACCAUCAGCCGGGGGAAGAAGCCGACUAACUUGGGUACCAGCUGUCUUCUGAGACAUUUACAGCGGUUCCAUAGCAACGUGCUGAAAACCGAGGUCUCAGAGACGGCGCAGCCCUCCUCUCCGGACAUCCGGGUGCCGCGGGGCACAGAACUAUCAGGCACUUCCUCCUUCGAUGACACCAAUGAGAAGUUUUAUGAUUCUCACCCAGUUGCCAAAAAAAUCACAAGUCUCAUAGCUGAAAUGAUUGCACUUGACCUCCAGCCAUAUUCUUUUGUAGACAAUGUUGGCUUUAACAGGCUGCUUGAAUACUUGAAACCUCAGUACUCCCUCCCUGCCCCUUCCUACUUCUCCAGGACAGCUAUCCCAGGUAUGUAUGAUAAUGUGAAGCAGAUAAUUAUGUCCCACCUGAAGGAGGCUGAGAGUGGUGUGAUCCACUUCACGUCUGGAAUAUGGAUGAGUAACCAGACCCGUGAGUACCUGACCCUCACGGCCCACUGGGUUUCCUUCGAGUCAUCGGCCCGGCCGCGCUGCGAUGACCACCACUGCUCGGCGCUCUUGGACGUGUCGCAGGUGGACUGCGACUACAGUGGCAACAGCAUUCAGAAGCAGCUGGAGUGCUGGUGGGAAGCGUGGGUGACCUCCACUGGCCUUCAGGUGGGCAUCACCGUCACCGACAACCCCAGCAUCGGGAAGACGCUGAGCGAGGGGGAGCACUCGAGCGUGCAGUGCUUCAGCCACACGGUGAACCUGAUCGUCAGCGAGGCCAUUAAGAGCCAGCGGAUGGUGCAGAACCUGCUGAGCCUCGCCCGGAAGAUCUGCGAGCGGGUGCACCGGUCGCCCAAGGCGAAGGAGAAACUGGCCGAGCUGCAGAGGGAGUAUGCGCUGCCCCAGCACCACCUCAUCCAGGACGUCCCCUCCAAGUGGAGCACGUCCUUCCACAUGCUCGAGCGGCUCAUCGAGCAGAAAAGGGCCAUUAACGAGAUGUCCGUGGAGUGUAACUUCCGAGAGCUGAUCAGCUGUGACCAGUGGGAGGUCAUGCAGUCUGUGUGCUGUGCGCUGAAGCCCUUCGAGGCCGCGAGCCGGGAGAUGAGCACGCAGAUGUCCACCCUCAGCCAGGUCAUCCCCAUGGUGCAUAUCCUCAACAGGAAGGUGGAGAUGCUCUUCGAGGAGACGAUGGGCAUCGACACCAUGCUGCGCUCUCUGAAAGAGGCCAUGGUGAGCCGCCUGUCCGCCACCCUCCACGACCCGCGGUACGUCUUCGCCACGCUGCUGGACCCUCGCUACAAGGCCUCCCUGUUUACGGAGGAGGAGACGGAGCAGUACAAGCAGGAUUUAAUCAGGGAACUCGAACUCAUGAAUUCUACCUCAGAGGACGCGGCUGCCUCCCACAGGUGCGAUGCUGGCUCCCCGUCGAAAGACUCUGCCGCAGAGGAGAGCCUGUGGUCGCUGGUGGCCAAGGUGAAGAAGAAAGACCCAAGAGAAAAGCUGCCUGAAGACAUGGUGCUCGCGUAUCUGGAGGAGGAAGUGCUUGAACACAGCUGUGACCCGCUCACCUACUGGAACCUGAAGAAGGCGUCCUGGCCGGGGCUGUCCACGCUGGCCGUCAGAUUUUUGGGCUGCCCCCCAAGCAUCGUCCCUUCAGAAAAGCUGUUCAACACGCCCACUGAGAACGGCAGCCUUGGCCAAUCCAGGCUCAUGAUGGAACAUUUUGAAAAACUUAUCUUUUUGAAAGUGAAUCUUCCCUUAAUAUACUUUCAGUAUUGAAACUCACAACGGCACCACCAGGCCAGAGGCAUGGCUGCCCCAGCGUUAGCAGCCCGUACCGGGUCUGUGACCCGCUCCGCCCAGGGCCGUGCACGACAUCAGACCAGGCACUCUCAGGGCCGCCCUCCAGCUCACCAUGUCUCCACGUGCCUUACCCCUUUUCCUUCAGGCAGGUUUUGCGGGGUGUUCUAUUAAGACGUCCACUAGAAAUAGCUUGUCCUGUCAACUAUGAAAUAUGGUGACUAGAUUUUAAUUCAUAACUGUAAAGUUUUUUAAAAUUUUGGGCUAGUAAUUUGUUUUACUAGAAUGACAAAGAAGAUGUAAACAAUUUUAUUCUGUAGGCUUUUUACUCAAUUAUGUACAAACCACGAAUCAGGUACUGUAAUUUAGUUAAGUAUUGCUUUAAUUGCAACAGAAUAGCUUUUGUGGCUAUCAAAUGAAAUCUGUAAAUAGGAGGUGGAGGGCAAGCCAUCCUGACUGAGCAGUUUUUAACCGCAGGUUCUAAAGUGUCCCGCGGAGUACAGAUAAUAUUCUGGAAGGUAACUGUUUACUACGACAGAGACGUGGCAUUUGGAAACGAAACGUAGAUGUUUCAUGGAGCUUAUUUUGAGAACUUUCCCAUUUCAGGUUUCUGCAUUCAGGCUUUACAUGGUCAGUUAACUCAGAGAUACCCCAACUGUUUAUCAUCAGCUCCUCUGAAAUGUGAUCCGUUUGUAACUGUGCUCAUCACUGCGCCAGUGCGUUCGAUGACACGCUGACGGCAGGUGGUCACUGCCGAAACCCUCACGCCUCCGCUUCAGCAUCUCCACACUCUGAAGCUGUCUUUCGAAAUGUGUGCACUGAGCCCCUUGUUUGAUCACAUUUGUGUAAAGUUUUUUUAGAAGCGAUGGCUUAUUAACAGGGAAGAACUUGUUAUAUUGCAGUUGUAAGAAUAGCCUUAGGUGUUUAGAUUUUUUUUUUUUUUUUUAAUGAUAGGGAAGAUGCAGCCAUCACUGGGAUAUUUUAGAAUCCCAGGGACAUCAGAAUGAAGUAUCAGUUUGUCAGAUUCUUUUAACAAUUAUGUUUUCAGAGAAAAAAAGAUUCAUUUUCUCAUUUUAAACCAAUUAAAUAUUCUGGGUGAGACAGAUCACUCAUUUGCCUACGACCUUUUAGAAAAGUUGUUGUUUUGUUGAAAUACUGUAUCUACGCUUAAUCUAAAUUUGCAUUGACUAUGUUUUAGUGUAUUUAUAAAUGGUGAACUCAGUUUCUGAAAUUAAACUUUUUAUUUGCAAUUUUCUAGUGCUGGCAGACACUGGCUUUUUAUUUUUAGGAUAAGAAAACAGGCAUAUUCUUUGUGGUCCAUUAUCUAGAGUCCAUCCUUGGGCAGCAUUUGAAAUUUCACCUUAACCCCAGACAGGGCUCCGGGGAAGUGGAGAUGUAAUUCUUACAACAGCAGUUCUGAUCAUGGUCACGGUGAUGACUUUCCUGGUCUCCUGUUCAAGUGGUGCCAGAAUGCAGGAGCCGGUGGUCAGCUCCGAGGGGUUGCCUUGGCCGCAGCCUCUGUGCAUGCCCUUCCUGGUGCCUUCUCACCUGGUAGCUGUGCACUCGUUCCCACGAGAACAGCCUGCUUCCAGAAUGCCCAGGAGUGCUGGUCAGGGACAGUGCCCGUGAGGCUGCAGAGGAGCUGGAGUCCAUGGCCCACCCAUCUCUCUGUCGCCAGCAGCUCUGGCCAGUGUCAUCCUGGUGUAGAAAGGGUUGUGCACAGGAUAGGAGGGAGCCACAGUUCUUGCUCAGUUGUGCCCACGGCCAGCUUGCAGUCCUGUGUUUCGUAAGAUUGUAUUUGGAACGGUAAUAUCCUUAGAAUUUUGGGAUAUUGAGCUUCAUGGAUUUUCUCUCCAAAACAAGCCAGCACAACUAAGUGUAGCAGAAUCGUACCCACUCGUUCACUGGACGGGGACGAAGUGCUCUCCCUUCUCCAGGGGUUGGGCUAGUUCCUGGGAUGCAACAGAGAUUUCCGUGGACGCAGUCUCUGGUCUCAUAGAGCAUAUAGUCUAAUCCAGGAUUGGCAAGCUGCAGCCACGGACCCAGUCCGGCACUCUGCCCAUUUUUCUAAGUGAAAUUUUCUUGGAAUACAGUCACAGCUGUUUUUUAACAUGUUGUCUUGGCUACUUUCAGACUGCGACAGGAUAAUUGAGUAGUUGUGACAGAGGCCACAGGCCCACUGAAAGGGCCAAACAGGGCUGAAAACACUCACUGUUUGGCCCUUUCCAGAACAGCAAGUUUGCUGGUCCUUGAGCUAGCCUGCCUUUAUGUUUUGUUUUGUUUUGUUUUAAGCUUUCAUCUUCAUGCUGCUGUAUUUUUAGUUGAAGUGUUCUGAGUAACAGUGAGUGUAUAAAAGGGGAUUGCAGGAAAAAAUGAGGGCUUGCUUUACUCAACAGAAAAUAUGGCCCUUCUUGAGUGACACUGGGAGAGUUGUUUUAUCUUGUACAUUCCCUUUAUUUGGUUGGUGGACAUUUGUUGAAACCAGGCACUCAGUGGUCAAACCGUCUGUGCCCUCCAGUUGCUGACAGUCCUGCAGGAAGAUGGACAAGAGGCCCAGUGCUGACAGCCACACGACUCUCACUGUACUUGAAUGAGGGGACUGUGGGUACAACUAGAAAAUAUGUUAACUUUUAGCCAUUCCCACUUUGCCUCUCUGUUCAAAACCCCAGCUGCGAGCUGUUUGUUUCCCUGCCUGGAAAUGAUGUUUUAGGCAGGUUCUUAAUUUCUCAGGUCUGUCUCAGAUAAUAAAAAGCUCUUCAUAUGAGCCUCAGAACUGUCUCUUCAGUGAAUGAAAUUACCAGUCAUUAUAUGAAGGGACUUUAAAAGAUUUGUGGAAAUAUUGAAGUAAAACAUAAAAAAUAAAAACUUUAUUUCUUGGCUGGG
Piliocolobus tephrosceles (Ugandan red Colobus) is the source of this 6828-nucleotide messenger RNA. It is a transcript of the gene ZBED4, whose product is annotated as zinc finger BED-type containing 4. The transcript is spliced from 2 exons. Gene Ontology annotation, molecular function: protein dimerization activity; DNA binding. Lineage: Eukaryota; Metazoa; Chordata; Mammalia; Primates; Cercopithecidae. The coding region runs from base 409 to 3924 and encodes 1171 amino acids. The record is from RefSeq and is a predicted model, not a curated record.